Molecule: messenger RNA, 1163 nt
Organism: Aspergillus welwitschiae
Lineage: Eukaryota; Fungi; Ascomycota; Eurotiomycetes; Eurotiales; Aspergillaceae
Product: short chain dehydrogenase/reductase family protein
Exons: 4
Coding region: 59-1057 (332 amino acids)
Source: RefSeq, a predicted model, not a curated record
CUAUCUCUAGUCAAAACCUCAGAAACAUAUCAAUUCUGAACAGAAACCAAGAAUAAAAAUGCAGUCCAUUCUACAACCCAUCCUCGGUCCUCAUAAGGAGAUCCAUGAUCUCACUGGCCGUGUCGCCCUCAUCACUGGCGGUGCACUAGGCAUAGGGUACGAGAUUGCCCGCGCGUUCGUUCUCAAUGGCGCCAAGGUAUACAUGACCAACCGCAAAGAAGAACAAGGCCAAGCUGCGAUCGAACAAAUUAAGAAAGAAGCCGGCGAGAAUGCGCAGAUCGAGUGGUUCCCAUGCGACAUGGGGAACUUGAAUGAAAUUAAGGAAGUGUUUGAAGACUUCCGGAAGAAGGAAGAUCGACUAGAUCUUCUUAUUCUCUCGGCGGGAAUUAACGUCAACCAAUACGGCGAGACACACGACCACAUCGAUCGCCAUUUCGAGGUCAACUGGCUGGGCCAGUUCUAUGUCGUGAAUCUGGUCUAUCCGUUGCUGAGAAAGACGUCCAAGUUACCGAAUACCCCUGCGCCCAGAAUCGUCUUCGAGACCUCAGAGCAGCAUCGCAUGGCGCCUAAGAAUGUUCAUUUCGCUACGCUAGAGGAGAUCAACAACCCUGAGGUCGGCAACCUGGAGCUUUACGGUCGGACGAAGUUGGCCAUCAUUCUUGGAGUGAAGUACGGACUGUUGGAUCGGGUAAUCAAGCCUAACAAUGACAAUAUCUACGCGCUGUCUGUGCAUCCAGGCGCUGUAAACACGGCGAUGCAACAACAAUGGAAGGACGCAUAUCCCGGCCUCUUGGGCAAGCUUCUAACCACAGUAAUGCUGGCAGCCGGUCGAACACCCGAGCACGGCUCCUUCAGCGCACUGUAUGCGGCGACUAGUCCCGAAGUUGAAGAGAAGGGUUGGAACGGAUACUACUUCAGUGACCCUGCACAGCCCGGAAAGGAGUCUGCGCAGGCGUCAGAUCCUUCGUUGGGUGCUGCAUUGUGGGACCUCAGUCACAGGAUCAUCAAGGAGAAGGUUGGCGAUGAUGCCAUUGUCGACUGGAAUGCCAGUGCAUGAGGCAGACACGACUUUUAGCGAUUGAAUUGUAUAUUAUGAUAAUGAUGUUUUAUAUCAGCUUCUAGAAUGUAGCUCAAUAUUGCAAGUUUCUUUCGAGGGUGCCAUC